This is a messenger RNA of Komagataella phaffii GS115, 339 nucleotides long. RefSeq lists its product as hypothetical. NCBI's taxonomy places the organism in Eukaryota, Fungi, Ascomycota, Pichiomycetes, Pichiales, Pichiaceae. The record is from RefSeq and is a predicted model, not a curated record. Bases 1 to 339 code for a protein of 112 amino acids. The transcript has a single exon.
AUGGUUAGCUUAGUAAGAUACGUCAAGCCACAACAAUUCGCUUUUGCUUGCUCCGCUGUUAGAUCCAUCUCAUAUACUCGACCCUUAGCCUUCGACAAAGACUACAACAGUGGUGCUCAGGCUGCUUCAGGAGUCAAUUCAGUGCACCAAGAUCAGCACUCAUACAGAUCAUUCGCACAAUACCGUCUGUCGGUCGAGAGACAGGACCCACUGAUCCUGGCCUCCAAGAGAAAGGCCAAGGUGAUCCAGCCAAACAUGGACGGCCUCUCUGAGAAAUUCCGCUUAAUGGCCAAGCAAGUUGCCUACAACACGCCAAACGUGGACAUUGGGUCCUUCUGA